Molecule: messenger RNA, 1689 nt
Organism: Anisakis simplex (herring worm)
Lineage: Eukaryota; Metazoa; Nematoda; Chromadorea; Rhabditida; Anisakidae
Source: the annotation of a GenBank genome assembly
AUGCGUUGUCAUUACGAAGUGCUUGAGGUGGAACGUACAGCUGAUGAUGAGCAAAUUAAACGCGCCUAUCGUAAAUUGGCUUUGAAAUGGCAUCCGGAUAAGAAUCCGGACCGGAUCGAUGAAUGCAAUCAGUAUUUCCCGUUGAUUCAGCAAGCAUACGACGUUUUGAGUGAUCCUCAAGAAAGAGCAUGGUACGACAGGCAUCGAGAUCAGAUUCUGCGAGGAGGAUUCGACGAACACUAUCAAGACAACAGUUUGAAUUUAUUUUCAUACUUCUCUUCCAGUUGUUAUACGGGAUUCGGUGACGAUGGUAAGGGAUUUUACGCAGUCUACCGACAUGUUUUCGAGACACUGGCUGCGGAGGAUUACGAGUUUUUGAGUGAUGACAUGGAGAUGAGAUAUCCAUCGUUUGGCGACUCAAAGAGCUCAUAUGAGGAGGUGGUUGGACCAUUCUACGGAUUUUGGCAGAGCUACUCGACAGCCAGGUCGUUUGCCUGGUUAGACAAGUAUGAUAUCCGGUCGGCGCCGAAUCGUUUCGUUGUGAGGGCCAUGGAGAAAGAAAACAAGAAGUUAAGAGAUGCGGGUAAAAAAGAGAGAAAUGAAGAAGUCAGACAUUUGGUGGCUUAUGUGCGGAAGCGUGAUAAACGACUGCUGGAAUAUCGAAAGGUUUUGGAGGCCAAAAAAUUGGAACAACAACGAAAAAACGAAGAGAAUCGGGUGAAUAUGAUUCGCGAAAGUCUUAGGCAAAUGGGUGAAUACAAGGAGUCAGAGGAGGUUCGCCAAAAGCAUUUGGCGAAUCUACGCGAAAUCGAGGAGGCAUUGGAUUCGGAAUUUGGUGUAGACUCGAGCGAAGCGGAUUCAGAUGGGGUGUUUGCGGACGGUGAAGAGCAAGAUGGGGCAGCAAGAGCUGCUGGUGCUGUUCCACAACAAUUGUAUUGUAUCGUUUGUGAGAAAGCCUUUAAGACUGAGAAAGCGAUGGCCAAUCACGAGCGGUCGAAAAAGCAUCGUGACGCAGUCAGCGAAUUGAAGAAGCAUAUGCAGGAUGAGGAUUUGCUAUUACUUGAGGCGGAACCACGAUACGAAGAUGGUGAAUGUAGUGAUGAUGAGCGCAUAUCGCCACAGGAUGGCGUGAAAACUCGUGGAAGCGUUGCAGCGUGGUCCGGCUCAAAGAAGAGCAAACGGCAGAAACGUCGAGAUAGGAAGAAGGUGGGUGGCUUAGAUGUGGCGGAUUUGGAUGAAGGCGAUCAUCUGGAUGGCGAGGGAACACGAAAUUCGGAUGGUGAUUUGGAAAAUGGCGUUGAUAUUGGGCUGCAAGAUGGCCAGGACGAGGCGAAUUUUGAGGCAUCUGGUUCGGUGGUAGCGGGAAAUUCAAAUGGUAUGGAGGAAACGACCGAAGAAACGAACAUUUUCGUGAAAACGGCAAAUUUAUCGGUGAAAAAGUCUGAGAAAGAUGGAGUGAAAAAAUUGAAACGACGAGAUGGCGUAGUGGUCGGGAAUAAGGGUCAGGCUAAGGAUAGGGAAGCUGCAGCGGGGCCAAGAGCUGCGAUGUGUGAUAGUUGUGGAGAGGUUUUUGAGUCAAGGACGAAAUUAUUCGCGCAUCUGAAGAGUUCUGGUCAUGCAACGCUGAAAGCGGAUCAUUUACCCGCGGGGAACAAUUUACCUGCGGAGAAAAAGGGUAAACGGAAGUAG